CCGCAAUUGGUUGGAUACACCAUUACACCCUGUCACAUUUGUACGUAAACCCGUACUUAUGAACUGUAGUUCUUCAUCCCACUGUUUACAGUUUAAAGUAUCUUUUGGUGAAGAUAACCGGAUUCUGCUUGAUCAAGGAGGACAAAAUGGCAGAUUUCAAAAAACCUCAGAUGCAACUCGUCGACGGGUUAUUAGUACCCAAGUAUAUGUUCAAAGAAGACAAAGUCCGAUCUGCUAUGAGAUUCCAACCCAAAUCAGGAGAUGUCAUAAUUGCUACUUACCCAAAGUGUGGUACAACUUGGACUCAGUAUAUAGUAUGGGGGAUUCUUCACGAUGGGUCACAACCUCCACAUGUGCAUGAAAUGUUUGGUAAUGAAGUCCCUUUCCUUGAACUCACAGGAGCUGAGGCUGUAGAACAUAUUCCACCCCCUAGAGCCUUCAAAGUUCACUUUUCAUUCCCUUACAUCCCUUACAGCCCGAAAUGUAAGUACAUUGUUGUUGUGAGGAACCCCUGGGACUGUUGUGUGUCUUAUUUCUUUCACACCAAGCACAUGGUCUCUGUCAACCAGUUUGAAGAAGGAACAUUUGAAGACUUCUUUGAAUGUUUCGUCAGAGGUGAAGUGGCGUGGAACGACUACUUUGACCACUUGAUCUCGUGGUUCAUCCACAAAGACGACCCCAACGUCCUCUUUUUAACUUUCGAGAAUAUGAAGAAUAAUCCCAGAGAAGCCGUAAUUCAAAUUGCCCAGUUUCUUGGAGAAGAAUACGGUAAGAAAAUCUUGGCUGACGAAGAUCUUUUGACAAAAAUACUCAAACACACUAGUUUUGACUACAUGAAGAGUAAUCUUCCAUUUUUCGAGCCUCUGGACCAGGAAGUACAAGAGAAAGCUGGUCCAGGAAAUCUUCCAGCACCAAAAUCCGAGAACGAUAUGGAAAAUUUCAGGAAAAUCGAUUUUUUCAGAAAAGGAAAAGUUGGCGAUUGGCGUAAUCACAUGACUUCGGAACAAAAAGAGCGACUGGAGAAAAGAAUGAGAGAAAAAAUUAAAAAUUAUCCAGCUAAUUUCUGUACACCACCCCCUGCGAUUCAAAAUGGGAACAUCCAUGAUGUAGGUUAUUACAAUCCAGUAGGUGCAGAAGUCCGAUACAGCUGCCAUAACGGUUAUUAUCUUGAGGGAAGAAAGACUCGCAAGUGUCUUGAAUCUAAGGUUUGGUCAGGCGAAGAACCUAAGUGUUUAAUUAUUGACUGUGGCUUCGUGAUAUACAAUAAUCCGAAAGGAAACAUUGUACAAGUGAACGGGACAACAACAUUUGGCAGCAUACUUAAGCUACGAUGUAACGAGGGUUACGUGGUCGCUGGUGGUCAAAACCUCAUGGUUUGUCAGAACAACAGUCUCUGGAGUAAUAUCGAUUUACACUGUGCGGAGAUAAGCUGUGGCCUUGUCGAAACCCCGGAAAAUGGGGUCUGGAUCCCUACGAAUAAGAUCAACAAGACUGUAGUAGGAACAGUCUUGAAACUUUCUUGUCUCAGUGGGAGUGCCACCCCACCUCAAAAUGCGACAGUUCGUUGUCAACCCAAUGGGACUUGGACCCCAGUCAUGGCCGUUUGUGGAGAAAAUGGAAGAUCGUCGUCGACACCGACAAAAUUAAUCGCUACUAUUACUGGUCUCGUUCUCCUCGCUGUUCUUAUAGUAACCGCUGUUGUACUGUUGAAGAAAAGAAAGCAACAAUUUAAGUACACCGCACACACUGAUGGAACUAGGAAAUGUUUAUCUAGGUCAACAAAGAAGAAAAUUGGAGCUAUUUUCUACAUUAAACCAUCUGAAAACAGUCAUUAUUUAACACUUUUAGAAGACACGGAACAAGAUAAUACACAAGAUUCGGUGACCACUACCUCCGGUUCCUUUAAAUGACCAGUAAUUCUGUGUGGAAGUAUUAGAAUAACGUCCAGAGAUGGAAGAACACAACCAACAUGAAAAACUAAUUCAGGCCCAAGUUAUUUUAUCCUUUUUUUAUGGCCAAUGUGUAGCAUUGGUAACUUCACUACAGAAACUGUACCAUAAACAUCUAACAUAAAAAUCAUUUGUUAAGAGCUGUGAUUUUAUUUUAUUCCCAAGACGGGUAUAAUUUAACCUGGCAACGAGAGUAUACUUAAAAAUAUUACGAAAAAACAAAGAGGACGUUUUUUGGCAAACGUUUCGGUAACGGAAUUGCCAUCAUCAUGACUGAAAUGCCUAAUAAUUGUUUUAUAAACACUGUUCCAAAGAAAAUUGCAUUUUUUUUACUCUUAAUAUAAUAGCACAGUGUGCCUGAAAUUAUGUACUUAAAGUAGCUCUAAAAGUAAAAAGUGGUAAUAAUCCUGUUCGUUUUGUUUAGUUGUAAGGCAGUGAGGUUGUAGAAAUGAAGUCCAAGUGAUUUACUGGAAUA
This is a messenger RNA of Limulus polyphemus (Atlantic horseshoe crab), 2424 nucleotides long. RefSeq lists its product as uncharacterized. Gene Ontology annotation, cellular component: cytoplasm. Gene Ontology annotation, biological process: sulfation. NCBI's taxonomy places the organism in Eukaryota, Metazoa, Arthropoda, Merostomata, Xiphosura, Limulidae. The record is from RefSeq and is a predicted model, not a curated record. Gene Ontology annotation, molecular function: sulfotransferase activity. Bases 147 to 1910 code for a protein of 587 amino acids. The transcript is spliced from 8 exons.